Molecule: messenger RNA, 1051 nt
Organism: Haplochromis burtoni (Burton's mouthbrooder)
Lineage: Eukaryota; Metazoa; Chordata; Actinopteri; Cichliformes; Cichlidae
Product: complement C1q-like protein 2
Exons: 4
Coding region: 423-875 (150 amino acids)
Molecular function (GO): protein binding
Source: RefSeq, a predicted model, not a curated record
AAACAUCCAGAAGGUCAGAAACAGGAAUGACCAACAUUCAUGGUUAUGUGUUUUCUUAUGAAACAGAAUAUUUUUUAUCACAGGAAUAAUUGGAGUGUUAAGUGUUAAAUUUAGAACAUUAUAAUAUUUUUUAAUGGAAUCAUGAGCAUCUAACCUACAUGUUCAAAUCAUAAGACCCACAUCUUUAGGUCAAACCUUUGAUUGUGUUAAGGCCAACGGUGACUAGUCCAAACAUAGGGUUAAUUCAGCUUGGCACUGCUAGAGCAUGCACUGGGACGUUCAUCUGUACCGCCCCACAUUGUGUCCAGCCCUUUCAUAGCCUAUACAGUAAACAAACCUGGCCUGCGGUGGAUGCACCUGGGAUUCUGUUUUCUCAGCUGCCAGAAGACCAUGAAGCAAAGCUGAAAGAGCUGGAGAGCAAGAUGACUGAGACUGAAAAGUUGAAGCAGCAGCUACAAGUCCAGCAGGUGGCGUUCUCUGCCUCUAUAAAGAGUGGAGAAUCUCAAACUAUUGGACCCUUUGACUCACACACUAUUCUGAUCUACAACAAUGUGUUCACAAACGUUGGAAAUGCCUACAGCCCACACACCGGUAUUUUUGCUGCACCAGUGAGAGGAGCCUACCACUUUGAGUUUCACGUAGCUGGACCUGGAGAUGCGUCACAUGGUUUAUGUACUGUGUUAGUAAGGAAUGGGAUGCAUGUAGUUACAGCAUGGGAUCAAAAAGAGUCUACUUUUGGAAGUUCUUCUAAUGGCGUGACGUUGAUUCUAGAGGCUGGAGAUCAGGUCUUUAUGCGUCUGUGGUCACAGUAUAAAAUAUAUGACGAUCAGCAUCACUACUCCACUUUCAGUGGUCAUAUGCUUUUUGCCAUGUAAAAGGGAACUGGUUCCUCGUUUUUUGGUUUUAAAACACAGCUAAAGAGUUUUUAAAUAAAUUGAAUUAAAUAAUGAAUUAAACUUUAAAUUCAAUUUCAUUUAUAUUGUACUAAAUCCCAACAAUAGUUGCCAGAAGGUGCUUGCAGCAUAACUAAGGGAGGAUUCAGGGUCACCUG